AUGAAUAAUAAGGUAAUCUUCGUUCUUCUCAUCUCCUUUGUCCUCCUCCCUCUAUACGCAUCUUCGGCAGCGCGUCUGGGUGGCUGGAUUCCUAUUACCAACAUUAAGGACCCUCAUGUGGUACAGAUUGGUGAAUUCACAGUUUCUGAAUACAACAAGCAGACCAAAUCAGGACUCAAGUUCGACUCGGUUGUUAGCGGUGAAUCUCAAGUGGUCUCUGGCUUAAAUUAUCGGCUUGUGGUAGCGGCUGAUGACUCUGGCAUGAGCAAGAACUACGAGGCAAUUGUAUGGGAGGAGCUGUGGCAAAAAUCAAUGAAUCUCACAUCUUUCACUCCUCUUCUUAAAAAUGAUCGUUUCUUCUAG
This is a messenger RNA of Thlaspi arvense, 363 nucleotides long. Lineage: Eukaryota; Viridiplantae; Streptophyta; Magnoliopsida; Brassicales; Brassicaceae. The record is from the annotation of a GenBank genome assembly.